AAAACAACAAGUACUUUAUUUUUCGAAGAAGAAGCUGUACAAAAGCAUGGCUUCUAAACCGGGCAUUAUCACUGAUUGGCCAUGGACAUUUCUUGGAAAUUUCAAGUACUUGGUUUUGGCACCAUUUGUGGGUCACAGCAUAUACACAAACUUUAUGAGCAAAGAUGAAAGACACGGGGACAUUGUAUACAUAAUCAUACUCCCACUUCUACUCUCGAUAGUGAUUCACAACCAGAUAUGGAUAUCUCUAUCCCGCUACAGAACUGCUAAGGAUAAUAAUCGAAUUGUUGAUAAAAGCAUCGAAUUUGAUCAAGUUGAUAGAGAAAGCAACUGGGAUGAUCAGAUCCUAUUUAAUAGACUGAUAUACUAUAUUGGAUACCUGUUACUGGAACAAGCUCAUCACUUGCCUUUGUGGAGGACUGAUGGCAUCGUUAUGAUUGCCUUGCUUCAUAUUGGUUUUGUCGAGUUUCUCUAUUAUUGGCUUCAUAGAGCUUUGCACCACCAUUUUUUCUACUCUCGUUAUCAUUCGCAUCACCAUUCCUCCAUUGUUACUGAGCCCAUCACUUCUGUAAUUCAUCCGUUUGCUGAGCACAUAUCAUAUUUCGUGCUCUUUGCUAUACCGUUGCUCACCGUUACACUCACUGAAACUGCUUCUAUAACUGCAUUUGGGGCGUACAUCACCUGCAUUGAUUUCAUGAACAACAUGGGGCAUUGCAACUUUGAGCUCAUCCCUAAGUGGAUAUUUUCUAUGCCCNAAUUUACUGCAUUAUAUGUACACAAUCAUGUUACAUAUAAG
Molecule: messenger RNA, 796 nt
Organism: Nicotiana tabacum (common tobacco)
Lineage: Eukaryota; Viridiplantae; Streptophyta; Magnoliopsida; Solanales; Solanaceae
Source: RefSeq, a predicted model, not a curated record